AUGAAGCUGUAUAUGUUCAUUUUCAUACUCCCUGCUAUUUUCAGAGCUAAAACUCAAGUUGUACACAACUCUUUUGUAUUUACUGGAUGCUCUGAUACAGAGAAGGAGGAACUUUAUGGAACAGAUGGAGAGGAGGUUUUCCAUUCAGACUUCAUUGGGAAAAAGGGAUUGUUGACACUGCCUGAUUUUGCAGAUUUUGUCAACUCCACCAGCUAUGAUGGAUUUUAUGAACAGAGUGUUGGUAGUCUAGAAGUCUGCAGAAAUUACUUAGACAUACAAAUAAAAGCUUACAGUGGCUCUGAUGAAAAAACAGAACCCCCUCACACUUCCAUCUACUCCAAAUAUGAUGUGAUGGUGGGUGUUGAGAAUGACCUAAUCUGUCACAUGACUGGGUUCUUCCCACCACCUGUGAUCAUCUCAUGGACUAAGAACAGUGUGAAUGUGACAGAGUUUAUGAAUAGCCAGUAUCGCCCAAAUCAUGACGGCACAUUUAACAUCUUCUCCCAUCUGAAGAUCACCCCUGAAGAGGGAGACAUUUACAGCUGCACUGUGGGACAUAAAGCUAUUCUGGGCCAACCUCAGACCAAAACAUGGGAAGUUGAUGUUGCUCUGCCUGGUGUUGGUCCAUCUGUGUUCUGUGGAGUGGGAUUGACUCUGGGGCUGCUGGGAGUGGCUACUGGAACUUUCUUCCUUGUUAAAGGAAACAACUGCUACUGACAAGGGGCAAAUCUAGGAUCAGAUUUAAGUACUCUUUAUUGUCAUGAAGCACUUAUGUACUUAUGCUUGACAACAAAUAUAUGGCCAUUCCAUGUCAACUCAACCAGAGGACC
Sinocyclocheilus rhinocerous is the source of this 830-nucleotide messenger RNA. Its product is annotated as H-2 class II histocompatibility antigen, A-U alpha chain-like. The transcript is spliced from 4 exons. Gene Ontology annotation, cellular component: MHC class II protein complex; membrane. Gene Ontology annotation, biological process: antigen processing and presentation; immune response. Lineage: Eukaryota; Metazoa; Chordata; Actinopteri; Cypriniformes; Cyprinidae. Bases 1 to 717 code for a protein of 238 amino acids. The record is from RefSeq and is a predicted model, not a curated record.